UAGCAAGUAGCAUCCAAUUGUAUCUUUCUUCUCCCAGUUUCUUCUUUUGUUCUUCCGUUUUUAUUUUCUUGUUUCAGCAUGUGGCUAUUCUUCUAGCUCUUUCCCUUUUCUUUCUCUGUUUAUUAUUGUACCGGUUUGUGCCCCCUAUCCGGGUACCAAUUGAAGCACAGUUACUUACUGGCCCAACCGUUACAGCUCCGAAUCACCGGCCGAGUCUAGCCGGUCCAGAUCGAGUCGCUUGCAUGACCGAUCCAAUACUCAACUCGAAUCCCGGUUCAACCGGCAAGUUGAAUCUCUCAUUCCUUUUCCUUCUUGUGCUUACUACUACUUACUUGGAAUUACAUGUUGUGCAAAUUACAUGUUUAAAUAAACGAUAAAAUUAGGGUUGACAGAGAGAAAUCAGCUUGGAGGAGAUUGCUAACUUGAAUCUAUUCUUUAAUGGGAGUGAUCAAGGAUGGCACAAUCUCAGGGGUUCUACCUGACCCUGAGGGAUUUCUGGUGCACUAUCCUGCUUAUCCAUCUUCUGUGUCUCGUGCCGUCGACACCCUCGGUGGAAUUCAAGCCAUCCUCAAGGCUCGAAGUUCGCAAUCAAACAAACUAGAGCUCCAUUUCCGCCCUCAAGACCCUUAUUCACAUCCUGCGUUAGGGGAGCUUCGUCCCACCAACACAUUGCUUCUCAAAAUAUCAAAGAGUAGAAAAUUUCCCUGUGAUCAUGGUUCCACAAGUACAAAGGACAAUGCAACGCAAGAAAACCAACCUCAUAAAGUUGACAAUGAUGAAAGUCUCUGUGCCGAUAUUGUUGCUCGUGUUCCAGAAGCUUAUUUUUUUGAUGGAAUGGCUGACUACCAACAUGUUGUUCCUGUUCAUGCUGACAUUGCCCGGAGGAAGAAGAGAAACUGGUCGGAACUAGAAGAACCGCUCUUUGCUAAGGGUGGUCUCAUGGAUGUGGAUCAUGAGGAUGUUAUGAUUAUAGUGCCUCCAGUUUUUGCUCCAAAAGAUAUUCCUGAAAAUUUGGUCUUGAGACCACCAACCGUGUUGAGUUCAAAAAAGAAACAAGAGCAUAAGAAACAAAAGCAUAUUUUACAACCACAUUUCAAGAUGGACACAGAGAUGGAACCAGUUCUUGCACUUGAUUGUGACAUUAAAGAGAUUCCUAAAAGAGUGAAUUGGGAGGAGUACAUACCACAAAGCUCAGAUCAGUGGGAGCCGCAAAUGGUCGUAUCUAAAAUGUUUGAUGAGCGGCCUAUAUGGUCCAAAAAUUCGCUCACUGAACGCCUGCUUGAUAAGGGCUUAAGCUUUUCACAUGACAUGCUCAGAAGGCUUCUCUCUAGAAUCUCUUACUACUUUUCCAGUGGACCAUUUCUCAGGUUCUGGAUCAAGAAAGGAUAUGAUCCACGUAAAGAUCCUGAUUCACGCAUUUAUCAGCGAAUUGAUUAUCGAGUGCCAAUCCCUUUGCGAAGUUACUGCGAUACUUACUCAGCCAACAAAUUGAAGCAUAGAUGGGAGGAUAUAUGUGCCUUUCGAGCUUUCCCUUACAAGUUCCAGACAUCUUUACAGUUGUUUGAGCUUGUUGAUGAUUAUAUUCAAUCAGAAAUAAAUAAGCCUCCAUCACAGGCAACUUGCACCUUUGCAACUGGGUGGUUCUCACAAAAUACAAUGAAUUGUAUUAGACAACGUCUAAUGGUGAGGUACCUAUCAAUAUUUCCCAAGCCUGGUGCAGAGAAUUUACUUAGAGCUGCCACUUCUAGGUUUGAAAAACUGAAGCGGGAAUGCAUUAGGAAUGCCAUGAAGCUUGAUGGAGAGGAAUUCCAGCAAGCCAAUCCAGGUUUGGAAGAGAAUGAGGAACCUGACAAUGUUGAAGAUGAUGAAGAGGGUAAUGAUAGUGAGGAGGAAUGGGAAGAAGAACUUGAUCUGGCUGGAGAUACUGAAGUGCCUCUGCCGUCUGAUUCCUACUUCAACAUGGAGAAUAUUUCAAGGUCCCAUUUACAGGAGCUUUUUGUUAGCUUUCCAUCAAAUGAAGUUGGUAUUGACAAAGCUCACGAAGAUUGCAGUGAUGAAGAAUAUCCCAUAUACGAGGAAGAUAGUGAUGACAACUACUCUGAUGAAUGAUUGCUGGCAUUCAGGCUUUUCAGACACAGAUUUCUUCUUGAAGUGUUUCUGGAAAUUUUGCUCCUCAGUUUUGAGGAGCUUCAGUGAUUUUAUAAACUUAGAUAAUUAUUUUUUUAAAUCUGAAAUGUAUAUAAAGUUAAAAUUGCAUCUAAAUAUUAUUAUGGAUAAGUAAAUUAGGUUAUACAAUUAUUAAAUUUUUAA
Lotus japonicus is the source of this 2310-nucleotide messenger RNA. RefSeq lists its product as uncharacterized. The coding region runs from base 439 to 2109 and encodes 556 amino acids. Gene Ontology annotation, cellular component: transcription factor TFIIIC complex. NCBI's taxonomy places the organism in Eukaryota, Viridiplantae, Streptophyta, Magnoliopsida, Fabales, Fabaceae. The record is from RefSeq and is a predicted model, not a curated record. The transcript has 13 exons. Gene Ontology annotation, biological process: transcription initiation at RNA polymerase III promoter.